Molecule: messenger RNA, 1242 nt
Organism: Cynocephalus volans (Philippine flying lemur)
Lineage: Eukaryota; Metazoa; Chordata; Mammalia; Dermoptera; Cynocephalidae
Gene: THOC3
Product: THO complex subunit 3
Exons: 6
Coding region: 61-1116 (351 amino acids)
Biological process (GO): mRNA export from nucleus
Cellular component (GO): THO complex part of transcription export complex
Molecular function (GO): protein binding
Source: RefSeq, a predicted model, not a curated record
CGCCAGGACCGAUUGUGCCCAGGAGGCAGCGGCGGCCGCGCCAUUGUCCGGGAGCGCACUAUGGCUGUGCCCGCCACCUCCAUGGGGCCUCCGGCGCUGGGCCAGAGUGGUCCCGGCUCGAUGGCCCCCUGGUGCUCAGUGAGCAGCGGCCCUUCGCGCUACGUGCUCGGGAUGCAGGAGCUGUUCCGGGGCCACAGCAAGACGCGCGAGUUUCCGGCGCACAGUGCCAAGGUGCACUCGGUGGCCUGGAGCUGCGACGGGCGUCGCUUAGCUUCGGGGUCCUUUGACAAGACGGCUAGUGUCUUCUUGCUGGAGAAGGACCGGCUGGUCAAAGAAAACAAUUAUCGGGGACAUGGAGAUAGUGUGGACCAGCUUUGUUGGCAUCCGAGUAAUCCUGACCUCUUUGUCACUGCCUCUGGAGAUAAAACCAUUCGCAUUUGGGACGUGAGGACUACAAAAUGCAUUGCUACUGUGAACACUAAAGGGGAAAACAUUAAUAUCUGCUGGAGUCCUGAUGGGCAGACUAUUGCCGUAGGCAACAAGGAUGAUGUGGUGACCUUUAUUGAUGCCAAGACACACCGUUCCAAAGCAGAGGAGCAGUUCAAGUUUGAGGUCAAUGAAAUAUCCUGGAACAAUGACAACAACAUGUUCUUCCUGACAAAUGGCAACGGUUGUAUCAACAUUCUCAGCUACCCAGAAUUGAAGCCUGUGCAGUCUAUCAAUGCCCAUCCUUCUAACUGCAUCUGCAUCAAAUUUGACCCCACGGGCAAGUACUUUGCUACAGGAAGUGCAGAUGCUUUGGUCAGCCUCUGGGAUGUGGACGAGUUAGUGUGUGUUCGGUGCUUUUCCAGGCUGGAUUGGCCUGUGAGGACUCUCAGUUUUAGCCAUGAUGGGAAAAUGCUGGCAUCAGCAUCAGAAGAUCAUUUUAUUGACAUAGCUGAAGUAGAGACAGGAGACAAGCUAUGGGAGGUGCAGUGUGAGUCUCCGACCUUCACUGUGGCUUGGCACCCCAAAAGGCCUUUGCUGGCAUUUGCCUGUGAUGACAAAGAUGGCAAAUAUGACAGUAGUCGGGAAGCUGGAACUGUGAAGCUGUUUGGGCUUCCUAAUGAUUCCUGAGAGGAGGCCCUGGCAGAGGCCUUCCUUUGUGUAGUUUGGUCUGUUCUCUUGGAGUUGGUGGGCACCAUAAAUAUUUGUUAAUUGGUAUAAAUUAUAAAAAUCUUUUUGUUAGGCUGCGCAUUCAAA